CCUGAUUUCCUGACCCCCCCGCCUUCCCUAAACCCUAAACCCCUCCUGUUCCCCUGAAACUGGGUCGCAGUCCCGCCCUCUUCUGUGGUACUUCCUGUUCCCGGCUAACCCUGGCCUGGGGCCGGGGGCCGAGGAUGACCGUGGCCUGAGUGACCCCGGGGGACGGCGCCGAUCGGGUUGGGCGGCAGAACCGGACCCCGGGCGGGAGGGGCGGCGGGAGGGCCUCGCGCUGCGUGCGCGGGGUCCCGGCGGGCGGCGGGGCUGGGGCUGACUCCUGUCUCAGGAUGCCCGGGGAGGAGGAGGAGCGGGCGUUCCUGGCGGCCCGCGAAGAGCUAGCGAGCGCCCUGAGGAGGGAUUCCGGGCGGACGUUUUCUCCGGAGCAGCUCCAGCCCCUACUGGCCACCUCUCUGCCGCUAGCCGCCCGCUACCUGCAACUGGACGCCGCACGUCUGAUCCGCUGCAACGUUCGCGGGGAGCCCCGACACUACCUCAACACUCUCUCUACGGCCCUGAACAUCCUGGAGAAAUACGGACGCAACCUCCUCAGCCCUGAGCGGCCCCGUUACUGGCGCGGGGUCAAGUUUAAUAAUCCUGUUUUUCGAAGUACGGUGGAUGCUGUGCAGGGGGGCCGGGAUGUUUUGCGAUUGUAUGGCUACACAGAGGAGCAGCCAGAUGGGUUGAGCUUCCCCGAGGGGCAGGAGGAGCCAGAUGAGCACCAAGUUGCAACAGUCACACUGGAAGUACUGCUGCUGAGGACAGAGCUUAGCCUACUGUUACAGAAUACUCACCCAAAGCAGCAAGCACUGGAACAACUGCUGAAAGACAAGGCUGAAGAAGAUAUGCUGCAGCUCUCAGAGUUUGCCCUUGUGAGAGAGAUUGCUCCUGGCUCCCUCACUACACUCUCUGCCCCAGGCUCUACUCCUGGUCCCUGCUUCCUCUGUGGUUCUGCCCCUGGCACACUGCACUGCUCAGCCUGUAAACAGACUUUGUGUUCAGCUUGUGAUCGUCUAUUUCAUGGGCACCCAUCUCGUGCCCAUCACCUCCGCCAGACCCUGUCUGGAACCCCCCAGGCCACCCACCUGAUCCCCAGCUUACCUGCCUCAGCUCCAUCAUGGCCUCAGUCAACCUCCCAGCUGGCCCUGGGAGACAGCGCUUUAUCUUCCCCUGAUCCUGCAAGUGCCCGUCUGCCGUGGCACUGUGCUGCCUGUGCCAUAAUGAAUGAACCUUACGCCGUGCUCUGUGUGGCCUGUGAUCGACCCCGAGGCUGUAAGGGGCUGGGGACUGAGGGUCCCCAAAGAGCUGGGGGUCUAGAACCCCUUGCACGGGGUCGCUGGGCCUGCCAGAGCUGCACCUUUGAGAACGAGGCGGCAGCCGUGCUGUGUGCCAUCUGUGAGCGACCUCGCCUGGCGCAGCCUCCAAGCUUGAUGGUAGAUUCUCGGGAUGCUGACAUUUGCCUGCAGCCCCUACAGCAGGAGGAUACUUUGCUCUCCUUUGCCCAGACUCACGUCUGGUACUGUAGUCACUGUACCUUCUGCAACUCGGGCCCCGGCUGGGUGUGUGCUAUGUGCAACCGGACCAGCAGCCCCACCCCAGUACAGCACACCUCCCGGCCUCAUGCCAGAUCUUUGGAAGAACAUCUCCACGAGCCAGGGCCCUCACGACGCUUCAGUGCCCCCGUGCCCAGUUCCUGUGGGGACCCUGAGAAACAGCGCCAAGACAAGAUGCGGGAGGAAGGUCUUCAGCUAGUUGUCAAGAUCCGGGAAGGGGAAGCUUCAGGUGCCUGCCCAGAGGAGGUCUUCUCGGCGCUGCAGUACUCGGGGACCGAGGUGCCCUUACAGUGGUUGUGCUCAGAGCUGCCCUGUGUGCUGGAGAUGGUGGCUGAGCUGGCUGGGCAGCAGGACCCGGGCCUGGGUGUCUUUUCCUGUCAGGAGGCCCGGAAAGCCUGGCUCGACCGUCACGGCAACCUUGAUGAAGCUGUGGAAGAGUGCGUGAGGGCCCGGCGGAGGAAGGUGCGGGAGCUCUGGUCCCUGGGCUUCGGGCCCGAGGAGGGGUCUCUUCAGGCUUUGUUCCAACACGGGGGUGACGUGGCCCGGGCCCUGACUGAGCUGCAGCGCCAGCGCCUAGAACCCUUCCACCAGCGCCUCUGGGACAAUGGCCCUGAGCCCACCCCUUCCUGGGACAGUCCAGAUAAGCAGAGCCUAGUGAGACGACUUUUGGCAGUCUAUGCCCUCCCCAGCUGGGGCCGGGCAGAGCUGGCUCUGUCACUGCUGCAGGAGACACCCAGGAACUAUGACUUGGGGGACGUCGUGGAAGCUGUGAGGCAUAGCCACGACCGGGCCUUCCUGCGCCGCUUGCUUGCUCAGGAGUGUGCAGUGUGUGGCUGGACCCUGCCCCGCAACCGGAUGCAGUCCCUGACUUCCUGUGAGUGCACCAUCUGUCCUGACUGCUUCUGCCAGCACUUUACCAUUGCCUUGAAGGAGAAACACAUCACAGACAUGGUGUGUCCUGCCUGUAGCCGUCCUGACCUCACCGAUGACACGCAGCUGCUCAGCUACUUCUCCACCCUCGACAUCCAGCUUCGAGAGAGUCUGGAGCCAGAUGCCUACGCACUAUUCCACAAGAAGUUGACUGAGGGCGUGCUCAUGCGGGACCCCAAGUUCUUGUGGUGUGCCCAGUGCUCCUUUGGCUUCAUAUAUGAGCGCGAGCAGCUGGAGGCGACAUGUCCCCAGUGUCACCAGACCUUCUGUGUGCGCUGUAAGCGCCAGUGGGAGGAACAGCACCGAGGCCGCAGCUGUGAGGAUUUCCAGGACUGGAAGCGCAACAAUGACCCAGAAUACCAGGCGCAGGGCUUGGCAAUGUACCUCCAGGAAAAUGGCAUUGACUGCCCCAAGUGCAAGUUCUCAUACGCACUGGCCCGAGGAGGCUGCAUGCACUUUCACUGCACCCAGUGCCGCCACCAGUUCUGCAGUGGCUGCUACAAUGCCUUUUACGCCAAGAAUAAAUGUCCAGACCCUAACUGCAGGGUGAAGAAGUCCCUGCACGGCCAUCACCCCCGAGACUGCCUCUUCUACCUUCGGGACUGGUCUGCUGUCCGGCUCCAGAAGCUGCUACAGGACAAUAACGUCAUAUUUAACACAGAACCCCCAGCAGGGGCGCGGGCAGCUCCUGGAGGUGGCUGUCGAGUGAUGGAGCAAAAAGAGAUUCCCAGUGGGCUCCGGGAUGAAGCCUGUGGCAAGGAGACUCCAGCUGGCCAUGCUGGCCUCUGCCAGGCACACUACAAAGAGUACCUAGUGAGCCUCAUCAAUGCGCACUCACUGGACCCAGCCACCCUGUAUGAGGUGGAGGAGCUGGAGACGGCCGUGGAGCGUUACCUGCACACGCGGCCCCAGCCCCUGGCUGGGGAGGAUGCCCCCAGCUACCACAGCCGCCUGUUACAGAAGCUGACCGAAGAGGUGCCCUUGGGACAGAGUAUCCCCCGCAGGAGGAAGUAGCUGGCAAUGUUCCACAUGAGCGUCCCGUGGCUGGACUCCCUCAGGAACAGCUUCAGCACCAAUAAAGAGGCAUCUUCUUGCCCAGG
Molecule: messenger RNA, 3577 nt
Organism: Condylura cristata (star-nosed mole)
Lineage: Eukaryota; Metazoa; Chordata; Mammalia; Eulipotyphla; Talpidae
Gene: RNF31
Product: ring finger protein 31
Exons: 21
Coding region: 285-3491 (1068 amino acids)
Biological process (GO): protein linear polyubiquitination
Cellular component (GO): LUBAC complex
Molecular function (GO): ubiquitin protein ligase activity; K63-linked polyubiquitin modification-dependent protein binding; zinc ion binding
Source: RefSeq, a predicted model, not a curated record